Messenger RNA from Mizuhopecten yessoensis (Yesso scallop), 3842 nucleotides. Its product is annotated as N-acetyllactosaminide beta-1,3-N-acetylglucosaminyltransferase 2-like. Gene Ontology annotation, cellular component: membrane. The transcript has a single exon. NCBI's taxonomy places the organism in Eukaryota, Metazoa, Mollusca, Bivalvia, Pectinida, Pectinidae. Gene Ontology annotation, molecular function: hexosyltransferase activity; UDP-glycosyltransferase activity. The record is from RefSeq and is a predicted model, not a curated record. Bases 30 to 1838 code for a protein of 602 amino acids.
GCUAGUGGACGGAUGGUGUACACCGUACAAUGGCGGGACCCCUGGAUGCGGUCAUGGAACUCACAAAAUAUACCCCAGCCUUUAUGCGAAGAAAGCUACUUUCAAGACGGUACAUAUACAUUUGUAUAAUCAUUGCUCUAAGUUUUGCAAGUGUAAUAACAUUUGGUAUUUUUCAAACAAAUUUAAAAACGAACAAGGAACAAAUAGACGUUAUUCGUCAGUGGAGAGAGAUCACACAGGGUGACAGUUUAGACAGCCCAUCAGUGGAAUUCAGAGACAGCAUCCGUAUCGACCAACAUAAAGACACGGGGAAAGUACAUUACAGGAACCUUAAGGAAACUAAAAAAACUGGACACAUCGGUGCCGAAAGUAAGGAUAACAACGAAGGAAACGCUGGUAGGGGACAACCUGUCAACAAACAGGUAGAAGAUACUGAUAAAAAUAAGCUUCUCUUUAAGAAUAAUUUGAAAACGUUGCAACACAAGGAAAAGAAACGAAUGGAUAACAAGCUCGGUCUCGAAAAUCACGUGAAAGAAAUGGAUGUCAUUCCACAUAGUACUGAGAACAAAGACACAAUACAGGAACAUUCUGAAGAAGAACCACAGGAUAAUUUCGGUAAAGAAGGUGCAAUAAAGGAGAAAAGUCAUGAUUCCAACAUGGGAUACCGCCAAGAAAAUGAGGAAGAAAAAGAGAAACAACAUCUCAUUGAUUCAUUGUCACGCUUAUUGGCAAAGCUCGAUGACAAAGAUAUAGACACUGAUUUAGAACAAAAGUUAUUUGCGGAUGUAGAGGAUAGUAAACACCUUCCUGGCUUUGACCCUAAACUUUAUCCACAGAAACUGGAUAUUCCGAAACUGCUGAAUGAUUUCGCUCAGACUGGCGAUCUUCCAGACCAUGCUAUCAAUAAGUGGGCCUUUCAUCCUAUAAUCAACCCUAGCAAUGUAUGUGGUGAACCUGGGGUACAAUCAAAAGUGUUUUUGCUUUUCAUCGUUAAAACAAAACCAGAUAAUUUCGUUAAACGAAGAACCAUACGUAAAACAUGGGCUGAUCCAGUGAGAUUUCCGAAUAUUAGAACCGUUUUUUCUGUUGGAGUUCCAAAAUCAUCAAACACCAUGAAGAAAUUAAAGACGGAGUCGAUGAAGUACAAAGACGUUCUCUUGAUGGACUAUAUUGACUCUUACUACAACCUGACACUCAAGACAACAAGUGACAUCAAUUGGGCGGUAGCACAUUGCAGUAUGGCCGACUUCGUUGUGUCAAUUGAUGACGAUAUUUAUAUGGCCACAGAUCUCCUGAUACAACACCUACAGGACGUACCAAAGACAGAGGCUGAAAGGCUCUAUAUGGGAUACGUGUACAAGGAUACAAUGCCAGUUCGGAAAGAAACCUCUAACGCAUACAUCGAAAAAUGGAUUAUAUCUGAAAAAGAGUACGCUUUUAGUACCUACCCGGAUUACAUAUUCGGGGGAUGUAUUAUCAUGUCAAUGAGAACUGUAGUCGAAAUGUACAUGAUUAUCCCGUACACUAAACCCAUUGUUAUGGAAGAUGUGUACGUUGGUAUUUUAGCAAGUAGACUAGGGAUCACACCCUCACAUACAGAUCUGAUAGAUGUCUACGUUACGUAUUCUAAUACAGAGAAGUUUAAGACUCUUAUUGCCUCCCACUACUACAAGACAUCCCACAUGCUGCGGCAGGCGUGGGAGUGCCACUUGUCUAUAGUAAACAAUGAUGUUGAGAAGGCCGUGUUUUGUUCAUACCUGAAAGAGGAACUUCAGACACUGCGAGACCAUGUAAGCACCAUACUUGAUUGGGUAGAUUUAUCGAAUGACGCGAUUUAGUCAAUACAACCGCUUAUCACGGAACGUGUAUUUUUUAAUGUGAUCAUUGUUAUUAUUUUUUAUUAAUUUUCUAAUAAUUACCGUCUGACUUAUUAAUGCCUAUAUUUCUGUUAACGGCAACCAAAAUUCAUUUUCCUGGUAGUAUUAACAAAGUCUCAUCGAUGACUCAUUUGUUAUUUAUGAAUAUCUCUUGUUUUUAUAAAAUAUAAGUUUGAUGAUCCAUGUUCCUUUCACUUUUACAUUGGUUUAUUUUAUUUCAUAUAUUAGCUUCUUGUUUCUAAGCACAUAUCCAUCUACUUCCAUUUCUGUCAUUUGAAACACCUCUAUUCCCUCUAAGUGUUGGUAUCAGUAUCAUAAAGACCGUGCAAAAUUUGGGAGUCAAAGGUAUUUUUUUUAUAGUUUCCUGACUAUGGAAAAAGUCCAGCAUUAUCAGCACUAAAUUCUGUGACUCCCGCGUUAGUAGUAAACAGAAUAAUUUGUGUUUUAUGACAUCUGUGUUUGCUCCAAGCAUCGAUUGGUUUUGUUUUGUUUGGUUAAGUAUUGUUUAACGUCCUAUCAACAGCUUUGGUCAUUUCAGGACGUUCCAAGCAUCGAAAAUGCGUCUUCGACGGACGAAAUAACUAUAUGAAAUGCGUCAGCUACCAUUUUUGUAUAGGUACAAUCACAUGUUUGUGUUCUUUUAUCUUAACAACAUUUUUAAACAUAUUUGUUUGUAAUACUGUUAAGGUGAUUGGUACCAGUAAGUAAAAAAAAUGCACUGAACAGGUUAAGUCGUGACCUUUACAUUGCGAAGACCACACUUUACCAAUGUUGCUAUACAGGAAUUAUACAAGCGCAGCAUUAAUAUGAAUUUCUAAUUCAAAACAUAUGAAUAAGUUGACAGGGGAGGUAACUCUUGAGUCAGAAAAACUUCUUGUGGCUGCUUCAUCUUUUAUAUAGAAGGGAGAAUACUCUUAGUCUAAACAAAUUUGAUCGGCACUCUUUUUCGCAUUCAUAAAUGAGGCAAUGGUACUCCAUACCUUAAGAAAACAAAUUCAUGUAAAGCAUAAGACGCUUUCCAAAUGUUAUUCGGUAUGUUUUCGCCCUCAUAACAGGAAAUGUUAUAACAGAAUUAUAUCUUAUAUUUGCCAAAUACAGCAUCUAAAGCGGUACUGUACAUGCAGUCUCGAAUUGUUAGUUAGAUGAACGUUAAAAAAACAUGUGAUCCCACUUUAAAGUUGUGUAGUAAAAUUAACCAGAAAACAAUAAUACUGGAUCAUUCACUGUACUAUAUAGCUUAUUCGUCCAUCAAAAACUAGUCGCUGAUGCUUGUAUCCAAGAAGUGGAAAUGCAGACUGAUUUCAUAGUACACAUGUCUAGUUGUGCGUGUGCGUGUGAUAAUACCGGUAUAUGGUUAGGAGGUCGUAUUCAAUUGAUCACAAACUGCAAUAUAUAUAUAUAUCAUUUAUACCAUUAUAUUUAUUUUUAACAUAUAUUUUCAAGACUCUUUCAUUCCUGAAUUCAAAUCUUAAAUGAAAAGAAUAAACAGGUAUCUAAGUGUUUCAAUAACAUCAUGUGCGUAUGUUUAUGAAUAUGGAACAACAAAUAAUGUAAUACACUUUAAAUUUACAAAUUAGGUGGAAAACUCAAUCCUUUUAAAAAUGUAUUGACUAUAAUAUAAUAUGUUGUCUUGUUUCGAUCCUCACUGUCCGUGAUACCGGACUCGAGUGUAUGAAGUUUUGCCAACUUAAUAACACAGUAUUUCUUAAAAUAAUGUCAGCUAAAACAAAAAAUAUAUGACAUGGGAAAGAUCAAAUACGACAACAGUGUAAUAACACUAGUUAAGCUGAAUAAAGCCUGAUAAUUAUAAGUUGCUCUGCAAUUUCGCUAUCUUCAAGAUAUUCAUCUGUGAUGUUAUUAACCGACUUUAAACGAUUGCCGAAAAUAUUGUUGCUGUUAAAAAAAUAUUUCUUUACAAUUUUACAUUUUUUUAUAAAUAAAUAUAUAUAUGUAUGUAUCUUUCUA